AUGAGAGCCCCAGAUAUACGAACGACUUCAACGAGUGAGACCCCAAAUUCGACAGAAGAGCCAACUUGGGGGGAGAGCGACGGCGCGAAGCAUUGUGCGCGUCCGUCUCGAAAAGCUACGAGUGACUUUGAUCACACGCUUCGGUCGUUUAAGCAGACGAUCGAUCGCACAACACAAAUCGCCCGCCGGAACAUGAGCGUACCACAGCAGCCUCAGCAACGCCCGGGACAAGACCAGAUACGGUUGCGAAUGGGGCGACAGCGCUCCGCUCAGGGUUCUGUUUCAGCAGAAGAGUCUCAAGAGUCUGCAGGACAUCUUCGAGAUCUCCACCAUUCGUCGUCACACUCCGAGCAAAAUAUUUGGACAGCUUACGAAUCUUCGGAGCCUCCCCUGCAAUUGGGACCGUCGCACCUGACCACAAACGAGUAUCUAGACAACUACGGAAGCUCGUUUUUUAAGUCGCUUCGACCAGGCUUAAAGCAGUGCUCCAUUGGCCCUCAAGAGUUGCCGCAGCAGCGUCGAAACUCGCACCAGAGCUCAAGCCAACAUGUCUAUAAAUCGCUGCAAAUUCUGGACAACAGCUUCGAACAUUUCCUACGGCGAUCGCCGUCAAUAUCUAAUGACGAUGCAGAUGGUAUUUUCGCCCAGCAGUCUCCACAUCCACUACAGCGUAAAUCGGUAACAUUCCGGCAGUGUCAGCAACGUCGUGGUAGCUGUUCAACUAGCAAUGAAAGCAAUAGCAGCCAGGAGGCUUGCAUUGAGCUGCCGCCAAUCCGUCGUCGCGAAAUAAUUUCACAUCUGGAUGAAACCGUGCAAAACGUCAUGGCGUCGAUGCUUUCAGAAGAAUUUAGCAACGCGCGUUGGAAGCAUAAAUUUCACAAGACCGACAUUUCGUAUUUCAUAGACGAAGCUAGUGUCGAGUCCGGCCUCACGCGAUUUUGCUGUGUGACCAACAUUUACGCGACGGUGGAGGAUUUCUUGAAGCUCUUUCUGGUGUCUGAUCCUGACUCGAUGGCUCGGAACGACCGUGUGCUCUCGGGUAGCUUGCAUGAGUCCCGGAUCCUGGCAGACCUGCGCCAGCCGACACCGGACCAACCGAUGAACUCAAUGUACGUGAGAUUCGUGAGCUCCCAGGCUCCUGGUCUAUUGGCGGCCCGAGAAAUGUGCUUUACCAUUGCUACGGAGAUGAUUCGCCUGCCCGAUGGUUCGACUAUCGGCUUCAGUCUGUGGGAUACCGUGAAUUAUCCAGAGUUUGCCGAGGUCACCAACAACUAUGAGCCUUGCACCCCCUUUCGUUCGGGAUUUUUCCUUCAGAGCUCAGGACAGACCCAAUCGUCAAGUGGUAGAAGCAAUCAAGCCAGUACAAAAAUUGUGUACGUGGUUGAAUCGGAACAUGGAGGCUGGGCGCCAGGCAUUACCGUUAGACUGCUGAUGGAAAAGUUUGGUGCAAACCUCGCCCGCCUUUGUGCGCACUUUCGUCGCAAGCAGCUGGACUCGCGCACGUUUGUGAUGAAGACCGAGUGGCAGUCAAGAAUGUCUGCGAAGAGCUGCAAGCGGUGCAAGAAGCCAUUUCAAAUACUAUCGCACCGCGUAAACUGCCACGCGUGUGGUCAUGUCGUAUGCAAAGCUUGCGUAUCGAAGGAGCUGGUGGAGCUGCAUGCCGUUGGCCUCGUCCCCAUGCCAAUAUGCUUGAAUUGUCUUAAUAAGGCUGGACUUUGCAUUCCGAAUUUAUAA
Peronospora matthiolae is the source of this 1734-nucleotide messenger RNA. NCBI's taxonomy places the organism in Eukaryota, Oomycota, Peronosporomycetes, Peronosporales, Peronosporaceae. The record is from the annotation of a GenBank genome assembly.